AUGGCCACCAAGUUCCCCGCGCCGAGCUGGGCGACGGAGACCACCCACGCCAACCUCGCGCUCGAAGUGCGGAGCGGCGGGACGCUUCUGCGCCGGCACGAGCUCCCGCGCGGCCGCCGCGUGUUUGUGAUCGGGCGGCAGGCGGACGUGGCCGACGUGGUGGUCCGCGACGACGAGACGGCAUCGCGGCAGCACUGCGCCAUCGUGCCGCGCGGCGAGCGCCUCUACCUCAUCGACCUCCGCUCGACGCGCGGCACCUUUGUCGACGGGGCGCGCCUCCCGCCGAACGAGCCGACCGAGCUGUCUCCCGGCGCCAGGCUGGCGCUGUCGGACGCGCCGCCGUACUCGAUCGAGCUCGUCGGCCUCCCGCGCGCCGGCCUUGCAGCCGCCUCCUCGGUGCCCAUCUCCAUGGCGGCGGCGGCGCACGUGCCGUCCCGGUUCUCGGGCGACCCGUCCUACUAUAACCAAAAGUGGGACCCUGACGCGGCGGCCGCGAGGCGAGACGAGGCGCUUCAGUUGGAGACGAACCUCCGCUGGUCACCGCCUGCGUGGGCGGUGAUGGGGACGGGCGCGAGCCUCGCGGUCAACCUCGUCGAGGGCGGGGAGGUCGUCCAGGCGCUCGGCCUGCGGCAGAGUGAUUCGUAG
Molecule: messenger RNA, 645 nt
Organism: Emiliania huxleyi CCMP1516
Lineage: Eukaryota; Haptophyta; Isochrysidales; Noelaerhabdaceae
Exons: 2
Coding region: 1-645 (214 amino acids)
Molecular function (GO): mRNA binding; protein binding
Source: RefSeq, a predicted model, not a curated record